This is a messenger RNA of Dermacentor albipictus, 5428 nucleotides long. Its product is annotated as FH2 domain-containing protein 1-like. The record is from RefSeq and is a predicted model, not a curated record. Lineage: Eukaryota; Metazoa; Arthropoda; Arachnida; Ixodida; Ixodidae.
UCGAAGUCUUGUCGCCCUUUCGCUCUUCCCCCCGAUGCCAGCAGCGUACACGGCCGUCGCGGCGGGGUUACGCGUCUGUAUCCACGCGCUCGCACAGGUCGGUGGGUUUUCUUCCUGGCGCGGUUCUGCUGGCACGGCCGUCGGCGCCGGCGUACAGCGUCGGUGGCGGCGGGUGCGUCCAUAUAUGCGGAGGCCCCGGUGACGCGUCCCGCGGCGGCCUUGGCGCAACGGCGCGAGCGGGGGCUUUCGAGCGGUUUCGUCGUGGGCGACCGUUCGCGGUGGGCGCGGUGGGUCCCCGCGGACACCGCGCGGCGGCGAAGUGCUUCGCGAAGACGCGCGCCCCCGGCCUGGGCGCCCGGAGGGGAAGCACGGCGGCGACGAAGACUACGAGGACGCCGCGAUGGAGCUCCGCAUCGGGCUCGACUACGUGGUGGAGCACCCGGAGUACACCCGCACGCUGGCCACCGCGGCCGCGUCCGGCAACAGCGACCUGCGGCGCCAGGUGUGGGAGCUGCUGGUGGCGCUGUGCGGCCGCGGCGGCGAAGGCACCCGGCGGGCGCUGUCCACGCUCGACCAGCUGGCCACGCUGCGCGCCCAGCGCACCCGGCUGGCCGCCCUCGCGCUGGCCAUCUCGCGCGGCACCGACGACGAGGCGCCGCCGCUGCUGGCGCUCGCCAACAAGGCGCUCAGCGGGCGCGACAGGGCCAGGCUGCGCGCCGAGCUCAGGGCCCGAGGGUCGCAGGUUCCUGCGGGGCUGACGUCUCCUCCUCCCGAAGAGAGCGGAUGGCCGUCGGGUACGUCGGGUCGGCCGGAGACGUUGCAGCAGGCCUGGACGGCCCUCUCGACGAGGGCCUCCGGCAGCGGCAAACGCGAGGCGUACCUACUGCGCGCCCUGCAGCGUCUUCUGGCCGACGACGCCUGGGACACACCCGUGCGACAGACCAAACACAGCCAGACCAGCCUCGAGGCCCUGGACCGGUGCGGAACGGGAUCCGCAGCCGCGGCUGCCGCGCCCGCGAAGAGCGUCGCCACGACAGCUGCUGUGACGCAGACCACCGCAGCGGCGACUGUCGCAGCUUCCGCGCCGGCCGGCGACAGCGGCGGAAGCAACAGGAGGUGCUGCAGCUGCCGCUGCCACGAGCCAAAGCCCGCGGAGAUUAAGGCGCCAGCGCCGGCACCAGCGGUCACCUUCGCACCGCCGUCGGGUCCGAGCACGUCGGGGGCGCCUCCUCCGCCACCGCCGCCACCGCUGCCGGCUGCACCGCCGCCUCCGACGGCGCCUCCGCCGUCGGAACCGGCGCCGUGCCUGGUGCAGUCGUGGCCGCAACCGGGAAGCAAGAUGCGCACGCUCAACUGGAGCAAGAUACCCGCGCACAAGGUGCUUGCCGGCGGCCGCAAGAGCCUGUGGCGGCGCAUCGCCGAAAGCCACACCGGAGGCGAGUCACCGCUGGACUUCGCGCACCUCGAGGGCCUCUUUUGCCAGCACCAGCCGUCGCAGCCGGCUACUUCGGCACACGCCACGGGCUCUGUCGGAGGCGGCCUCAGCUCUGGCGGGGCAGGCGGCGGAGCGGGCAGCGGCAGCGAAGCGGGCGGUCGCGGCCCACGUGACCCUGCGUCCGGCCGUUCGGGAGACGAGGCACCGCUCAGGAUACUCGACGCACAGAGGAGCCUGCAGGUGGGCAUCUUUCUGAAGCAACUACGCGGCCAGGCGGACGAGGCGCAGCUCCUCGAGAUUCUGGGCCGCGGAGGAGGCGGCGCGGACAGCCUGGGCGCCGAGAAGCUGCGCGCGCUGCAGGCGCUGCUGCCGGCGCCCGAGUCGGCGACCGCGCUCGAGACGGCGCUGCUCGAGCGGGAGCCGGGACAGCUGGCGCCGCCCGAGGCCUUCCUCGCGAGGAUCCUGCGCCUCCCAGACUAUCGACUACGCGUGGAAAGCCUGCUUCUCCAAGAGGAACUCCCCACGAUCGUCGCCUCACUCGAGACAUCCAUGACUUGCCUCAGAAAUGCUGCCAAAGAAAUACAAGACUGUAAAGCCCUGCAUGAAGUCCUCUACAUGAUUCUGGUGGCGGGAAACUUCCUCAAUUCGGGAGGAUACGCUGGCAACGCGGCUGGCUUCCAGGUGAUGUCGCUGCUUAAGGUGGCCGAGCUGCGCUCCAACCGACCUGGCGUGGGGCUACUUCACUACGUGGCACAGGAGGCCGAGCGCGUGCAAGUCCUGGGCCAGCAGGGCUUCGACUCGGUGCUGCCGUCGCUGGAGGCGGCCAGUCGCGUGUCGGCCGACCAGGUGCGAGCCGACGUUUCGGCGCUCGCCGAGCGCCUGGCCCGGCUGCAGGGGGACGCGUCGAGGGCGGCCGGCCGCCCCUCGUCCCGCGACGAGGCCUUCCUGGUGCGCACGCGAGCGCUGCUCGAGCUCGCCCAGCGGGAGCUCGAGCGCCUCCGGCGAGGCCUGCGCACCCUGGAGCAGGCGCGAAACGACCUCGCCGCCUUCUUCUGCGAGGAUCCGGCCAGCUUCCAGCUGGAAGAGUGCUGCGGCGUCAUCGCCACCUUCUGGAGGAGCUUCAGAGCCGCCGACCAGGAGAACCGCAGGCGUUCCAUCGCCGAACCGGACGGGGGCCAGCCUCGAAGUCUCGGGGACUUGCCGCGACUUCGCACCACGGACGAGCGUGGUUUCACGACCAGCGCCAGCUCCCCGGACGCGAGCCCCUCGAACAGCCUGCGCCGCAGCUUCCGCCGCAGUCGGCCUUCGUCAUCCGAGAUGGCCAGCGACGACCAGCUGUUCGACUUCCUCCGUCACGGCUCGGACCGGGAAGACUCGCUCGGGCGACGGGCGUCGCGCCGGGAAGCGAGACGGCGCUGGGCGGCGGACCUCUCGGAGGACUCGACGUCUCGUGAGCGAGUGCCUUCGCGAGAGAAAGAGCACGCGCCUUCGACGACAACGCCUCGCGAGCCGGCUGCCAGCUCUUCCCCGGCCGCCGACACGCCCUCGUACGCCCCGAGGCGCACAUUGGUCAAGCUCCCUUCCACAACGGCUACAGACCUCACGACGACAACGACGCCAUUGAACGCGUUUCCUAAGAGUGCAUCUCGAUGCGAGGCGUCAAGCAAGCCUGCAACACUGUCGCCGCCACCGCCAACAUCUGCGAUCAGUGCGUCAACAAUCGACGCACCCGAAGCAACAACUCCAGUUGACUUCUCCCGCCGGACGGCGACACAUAUUCGGAGAAUCACUCCACCGUCGUCGAUGCCGACAGUUCCCGCAGUGCCGACGGCCACUCCGACGGCACAGGUCAGCUUUGUCCACAGCAGCAGCCCACCCCGAAGGAGCGCUUUGCCGUCGCCUACGCCGACCUCCCCUCAACCUAUGAACUUGACGACGCCACCGGCAACACCUCGCGUCGUUUCUACCGCGGUCCCCACUCCUCCGCCGCAAAGUAACGGCUUGCCGUCACCACCGCCUAGAAUAACACCACCGCCUCCACGGGUGUCACCGCCUCCACGGGUGUCACCGCCUCCACUGGUGACAUCACCUCCACGGCUAACCCCACCAUGCCGGGUCACAGCACCUCCUUCCGUAACAACACCUCGGAUGACAUCACCCCCCAGGGCGACACCGCCGCCUCAAGCAACUCCGCCGUCCAUGGUGAACUUGCAAUCACCUCCUCCGUUGCCAGCGACUCCGCCGGCUCUUCCAAGCAGCCUGUCUCCAUCGACGACAACACCCGAGAGAAGGGAAGGCUGGCCUCGAAGCGCCAUACCCACAAUGCCCGGAAGCACCGUGCUCAAGAGGGGCUCAAGAGUGUCUCAAUCGGAGAAGCCUUUCAUGAGGGCCACCUCAGCCUGGACUGCGAGGUCGGGACCAUUGCCUGCUGUCAAUGGAAGCGCGCAGUCGCCGCCAUUCGGGUCAUCCCUACCGCUGAUCACGCCCCCAUCUCCUCUCUUUGGAACACACUCUGCAAAUGUUGCUCUGCAGCGUCGGAUACCUUUACAGCCGCUUCACGACCGAUCGGUCGGACAGCGCCCGACGAGAACGAAGACACCGUUGGAGAACCAGCAUAUAGCAGGUUCGCGGUGGCGCAGUUCAAGGACGGGCAUGAGUCCACUGUGAUUGAGUACCUAUGAACUGAGCAGCGACGCAUUAUUUCGCACCACCCGGUUUAUCUGUAGGUCCACUAGGGCUGUAGCAUCAGCUAGGAUCAUCCGGUACUGGUCGUCGCCAUUAGAGCUAUUUACGAAGACAAAGCAUCCGCUUUUGUCGUGGCUAUGGUGCUUUUUUCGUGGCAAAAGAAGGAAAAGCAAUGAACCAAACCGCUCAGUUAUAUAUAUAGCACCAUAAGGAGUGUCUGAGGAACGAGAUAACAGUGAAGGAAAAUGGACUUCUACAGAGCCAAGGCUUCGUAUACUGCAUGCGCAUGCGCCAAAUUUACAAAGUACCAAGUUUUUUUAAAACAAAAUGAUUACACCAGUAGCAUUUACGCGAGCAAUAAAAGGAUGAUUCAUGGAAGGUAAAAUCGUCAUCCACCCGACAGAGCAAACAGCCAUGUCAGUUGCCCAGGAAAAAAAACUUCGCAGUUGAAAAAAAUUUCGUCCUGGUGCCAGCUGGAACGAGCUUUUCUUAACUGAGAAGCUUUCUUUUUUUUUUUGAGAAACUUGUAUGAGUUUUCUUGGUAAGCUCGAGAGAGUGACAAGUUUCUCUUCCGUGAAAAUUCCUCCAGCUUACCUAAGUGCCGCGGAACUGACUUUGCCAAGAUGUCUCCCUUCCGCUCUCUCUCUUUUUAUCUCCCCUACUUCUACUCCCACUGCAGGGCAGCCAACCGGAACGACCUCUGGUUAACCUUCUUGUUUUUCUAUGCAUCCUUUCUCUCUCUCUCUCUCUCUCUCGCCAUGAUAACGAUUCGCGUACAGUGCAUUUAAGCUCGCUGAUUUUAGCGUCAGAACAAAUAUGUAUACUAAGCACUUAUGCUGAAUUUCGUGGCGUAUAUUAGCAAUAAUAUAUAGCCGACCUUUCUAAAUGGGUGAAUAUAUACUCUUUACACCGUCCGACAGAGAUGGAGCUUCUGUUGCUUCAAAAACAUUUCCAGCUCUUCUAGUGGAAGUCUGCAAUAGAUGAAGUAACGAAAUUUGUGCUACAAGAAGCUUUGAAACUACUUAAUCAAUUAUCUAUCUUGACUCUUACCUUUUUUAUGACGCUUAAGUUACCUGGAAAUAAAGGGGGGAAAUAAGAAAGCCUCUGCGAAACAGAAGUGACAUGUAAUGCGUCUUUCACCUGCAUUAGUGUAAGCUAGUCCGGAUUAUUCCGCAUACACUAAGAACAAUGCAUCGUGCCAAGUUCAUUUGUUUGACAGUUGAACUCAACCUUUCACAUUUGCCUUACGCUGCGGGGUCGAAAAUGCUGAACAUGUGCCAAAAUAAAAUGUCCCGUGUUGUUUCUGGA